AUGCGUGCGAGCGCGUUCGCGUCUUCGCCGCAUCGCGGCACCUUCUUCGUCGUCGCCCUCGCGAUCGCGUGCCUUCUCGCGGGAUAUCUCACCGCGAACGUCGUUCGAACCGAAACGGACGAGGCGCGGGUAGCGCUCGAGGCGCGGAGGAGGAGCCCGAUCGAUAGCACAGCGACUAAGGAGAGAUGGUCGGCGUCGUCGUCUUCCGUCGUCGCCUCUCGAGGAUCGCGCGACGACGACCGCGCGAGAUACGACGACGACGAGGACGAGAUGCGCGUCGUCGUCCGCGCGACGCUCGAGGACCUGAAGCGUGAGGGCGCGCGGACGGGCGACAACAAGAGGCGCGACGCCGUCGACGCGCGGGACCGCGCGCCGGGGCGUCCUCCGAUCGAGGCGUCCGAUUCCGAAUCCGACGACGCUCUCCGACGAAGCCUCGAAGACGACGUGUGCGCGGCGUUGAAGCGGAACAGAAGCGACGACUUGCCGUACACUGAGGACAAGUGGAACUUGAACGUCUAUCCGAGCCGCGACGGCUCGAGGGAGUUCGUGUUGUGCGCGUCCGCGAAGACGGGGUGCUCGCAGUGGGUCAUGCUGCUGAACUAUCUGUGGAACGGCAAAAAGAUAGUCCCGAAGAGUAAGAGCGCGAACGGCGCCGGCGACGAAUCGUCGCUCGGCGACAUCCACUUGACGGGCGCGAGGCAGGCGACCGUUGUCAAGAGCGACAGCGCCGUCCUGCGCGACGCUUCGGUGCCGAGAAUUCUCAUCAUGAGAGAUCCGUACGAGCGCACGGUGAGCUCGUAUCACGACUUCCGUCGACGAAACGCGGCGUCGGACGACGCGGCGCACAGAGACGGGCUGAGGGUCCCUCGCUAUCAAUCCCGACACACCUCGACGCCUUUCAACUCCGCUUCUGACGCCUAUAAACUCCACCCCGACGUCGCUUUGUAUGGAACGACACUGAGGAACGUCACGUUCGAAGAGUUCAUCGUUCAGCACGUUCAAGGCGACGCGCGAUCGGCGCAGAAUCGCGAUCACCGCUCGCCCAUCAGCGAUCACUGCUCGAUCAAGACGUGGCGGCAGCGCGGGUGGGAUUACGUGCUUCAACUCGAGCAGAUGAGCCUGUGGCUUCCGUGCGUGUUGCGGACGUUGCGUCUCGAGGACGUCGUGCGCUCGGGGUGGUACGGCGACUCGUCGCUGUUUAACGUGCCCGACCGACCGACCGUUCAGGACGUCAUCCGCGUCGCUCUCGGGGGGAGCGACGCGAAGAGGGCGGCGCGCGGCGCGACGAAAGCCGUCGUCAUCGGUCACGAGGCGCCGGACGACGAGGAUUUGCACACGCGCGCGACCAUCGAGAUCGUCAAUCGCGUCUUCCACGACGAUUUCGUGAUCGGAGGGUACAAGCUGCGCGAGUCGUAG
Messenger RNA from Micromonas pusilla CCMP1545, 1416 nucleotides. RefSeq lists its product as uncharacterized. Gene Ontology annotation, molecular function: sulfotransferase activity. Gene Ontology annotation, cellular component: membrane. The coding region runs from base 1 to 1416 and encodes 471 amino acids. The transcript is spliced from 2 exons. The record is from RefSeq and is a predicted model, not a curated record. Lineage: Eukaryota; Viridiplantae; Chlorophyta; Mamiellophyceae; Mamiellales; Mamiellaceae.